Molecule: messenger RNA, 1553 nt
Organism: Caenorhabditis angaria
Lineage: Eukaryota; Metazoa; Nematoda; Chromadorea; Rhabditida; Rhabditidae
Source: the annotation of a GenBank genome assembly
AUGAAAAUUGAUAUCAAAAGAAUAUUCAUUAUUAUAUCAAUUAAUAAUAUUUCUUUGAUAUUUGCAACUACUUAUGAUCUACCAAAUUGUCCCGAUCCUACCGAAAAUACGAAAAUCAAAUCACCUCAAAAAGUGAAUGUUAUUUUUAUUAUUGGAUUUGAAGCUAGUGCACCUGAUGUGAGUUUGGAUACAGAAUAGCAAAAGUAGCUCCUAAUUUAGUAUCAUCUAAGCCAAAUUGAUUCAUCCAAAAUGCAUUAAUAAAAUCAAAAACUAACUGAUUGUAAUUACAGAAAGACAAAAUUGCCUAUUUUGUCAAUCAAUUUGCUUGUUGGUUUCCUACAAAUCCACAAAUCAGCUCAGCUGUUUUUGAUAGUUCUGGCAACAGCAAUUCCCAUUUUGAUAACACCGAAGUGAAGGAAAUGCAUAAGAAGAUGAGAAAAUUGAAUAAUGGUGUGUUGUGUGAUAUUUCAAUUUCUUAAUUUAAUUAUUUAAAACUAUUUUCAGCUGAAAAAGCAGCUGAUUGUGCAAAGUUCAAAAAAGCUCUUGCUACUAUCAAUUUCAACGGCCAGCCAGACUUUGACAAAGUCAAAAUUAUCACUCAUGCUGAAAUAAUAUCUGGCUCGAGUUGUGAUCACUUCCAAGCAUUUAAGGAUUCUCAAAUGGACAGCUCGAGAUACGAAAUGUUUCAAAUUGUUUUUUCAGCUGAUUCGAAUCCAAACAAACUUUCGUAUCCGGGAAUUGGUUCGAUUAACACUAGUCAGUUUGAUUGUACCUGGAUUUUCAAAGCGCUGAUCCUUGAAAGCUAGGAUUUCUAGACUCCGCUACUUGUUUUAGAGGAUCUCUAGGAGCAGCUGCUUGUCAGCGUGAAUCUCUAGAUGCGAGUCCUAGACAAUAAGAUUCUAUAGGAGCAGCUACUCUGGAACUAGGCACUCAAGGCGCUGAUCCUUCUUGACAUCUGCACUUUCUAGGGUCCGCACCUUGAGAACUAGGUUUUCUAGGAGCAGCUACUUGAAAAUUUUUGUAUUUUCAGCAGCCAACGCCACCGAUGAAUUGAAGAAGAUCACUUCUGAUUUGUGAGUUUCUAACAGAUCUGAUUUUGCUGAGCAAACAUCGGAUCUGCUCCAAUUCCUAUGCAAAAUCCAACCCAAGGUUACUGUAGAAACCGAAAAUUGAUCUACCAAGUUUUUGGCCCACAAUCUACAGUAACCCUAGCCAUGUUUGGUCUCAAAAAGUUGCAAAUUUCAAAUUCUUUCAGUAUGGAUCGUGUCUUUGGUGUCUACGUCCCACCAACACCACCAACACCUCCACCAACAAAACCAUCUGAUGAAGGUGGAUUCCCGAGGUGGGCAAUUGUUGCCAUUAUUGCGGGUAUUUUGAUUGUCGCGCUGCUUAUUGCAUUGGUCAUCAUUUGCCGCAAGAAAAUCAAGAAGGUGUUCAAAAAGAAGGGACCACCACCAAUUGAAAUCAUCAAACCGCCGUGUAGAGCUGUGAGAUGGAUUAAUCCGGUGACUGGAAGUGCACACUCGAAUACACCGCCACGUGGAAUGGAAUAG